ACGUGUGCAAGAAGCAUCAUGGCUGCAGUUAAGGUAGUUGCUGGAACUGCUGAAGCUGGGUAUGCUAACGGAUCAAGACACGAAGCUCGUUUUAACAAUCCAAUGGAAAUGGUACUGAAGCCUGAUCGAACACUGCUAGUUGCUGACAGCGGAAAUCAUUGCAUCAGACAAAUAACAGCGGAUGGCGUGGUUACACAUUACGCUGGAAAAGCAGGGAUAACAGGGAACACUGACGGUCAUAGAUUAAAGGCACGUUUUAACACUCCAACGGGUCUUUGCCUUACAAAGGAUGGCUCUUUGAUAGUUGCAGACACUGACAAUGGCACCAUUAGAAAGAUUGACUCACAAGGCAUUGUGAGCACAGUAGCCGGGAAGGCUGAGAGGACUCGGAUGAAGGAGACUUAUAAAGAUGGUCCAGGGUUUGAGGCUAGGUUCUGUAAACCUACCAGUGUGGAAGUCUGCGAAGAACCAUCUGGCAAAGACUUUAUUUUUGUCAGCGACAAUGCAUAUCAUUACUCUAUCAGGUAUGGGUACUUACGGAAAGUGACACUUGAAGAGGGUGAUUACCAUGUUACUACAAUCAGCAGCAAUGAUAAUGGAUAUUUUCAAUGUCCAAAAUUUGCCAAAGCGUCAGAACUGACGUUGAAUUCUCCGGAUCAAAUAUGCAAUUCAACCUUGCAAGACUUCUCCUUCUACGUCAUUGAUAAGUGUGAUCAAACACUUAUUAGAGUCUCAUUCAGCAGCAGCACAGAUGAACUUGUUGUCUUCAAAUCAACUUGCAGUAAUAUUCCACAAUCUCAUCAUGGUCACUGUGGAGUGGCAGUUGAUUCUUCUGAAAAUGUGUAUGUUGUUUCUACUGCAACAAAGGCUGUUGGAGUGUUGUCUCCGCUAGGUGUUUGGGGCACCUUAGUUCUUAGUAAUGCCACAGAUUUGCUAUCUCCAUCUCGGCUCCUGUUUGACGUAGAAUCAAACUGUCUGUUUGUGUCUCAACAGCACAGCAUACUCAAAAUUGUUCUACCCAUGACAAGACAGUCUAUUCCAGAUUGCAAAUUAAUUCAAAGUCUGGGCACAAUCAUUGAUAAAGGCAAUGGAGCUGACGUUGUCAUCACAGUUAGUGAGCGUAAGCUCCAUGCUAUUAAAGAGAUCUUGUGUCAAAAAUCUCUCUAUUUUCAGCGAAUGUUCUCUACUCCCAUGAGAGAGUCUGCACGCAAAUCUCAGUCCUCAUCUAUAGCCAUUCAUGACUCUUCUUUUGAAGCAGUGAGGGCUGUUAUAUUUUGGAUAAUGUUCGAUGUCAUGAUACUAACCACUGAAUCAGAUGUUGACAAUAUUGUUGACACUUUCCGUCUAGCUGACAGCUACCUUCUUAACGAGUUGAGAGACAAAUGCGCUGCACUCCUUAUGAGAUGCAUUGGUAUGGCAAACGUGUUUGACCUACUGAAUCUGGCUGAGAAGACAUCACAUGUGCUGUUAAAGAUGGCUGCCAUUGACUUUAUAUUGGAAAACUUGAAAGCGGCUAGGAGACAACCCAAGUUCAAUGACAUAAACACUGAAGUCAUGAAGCUUAUUCUGAGUCAAGUCAAACUUUGACUAUUUCUACUAGCACUAAUGUUUUCUGAUCACAAAUUGAAUUUGCUAUGUUUAGAAAAAUGAGCACAGUAUAAACACACAUAAAUAAGAUCAGAAGAUGUACAUCAUGCAUUCCUUUGCAGGUAGGACAUCAAGCA
Molecule: messenger RNA, 1724 nt
Organism: Corticium candelabrum
Lineage: Eukaryota; Metazoa; Porifera; Homoscleromorpha; Homosclerophorida; Plakinidae
Exons: 2
Coding region: 19-1587 (522 amino acids)
Molecular function (GO): protein binding
Source: RefSeq, a predicted model, not a curated record